This is a messenger RNA of Oncorhynchus kisutch (coho salmon), 1358 nucleotides long. RefSeq lists its product as uncharacterized. The coding region runs from base 142 to 1122 and encodes 326 amino acids. The record is from RefSeq and is a predicted model, not a curated record. NCBI's taxonomy places the organism in Eukaryota, Metazoa, Chordata, Actinopteri, Salmoniformes, Salmonidae. The transcript has 3 exons.
UUGUCCAGCUCUUCAAAGAGUCCUAGGUCAGAGUGUGAGUUAGAGAUCAACCUCCCUGGCACUCCCAUCCCUGACGAAGUGCCUUUUGAUCUGACCUGCCCCAUCGUCAGGAGCUCCUGCAUCGACACCAGGGUCUCUAAAAUGCCAGAGAUUUCUUCAAGUGACCUAAAGACAAAGAUGAUGGCACACACAGAUGAACCCCUGCAUCGUAACAGUCCAAUGACUGACAGCAGUCGACCACCGAGUGCUAAAGCCUCUUUUCGAUCCUCCACUCCGUCUUUCACCAGCAAGGGAACCUCUUUGGUACCAAAGGGAGAUGGGAUUGACAUUGAAGAGAAGGAGGAGUGUAUCCCCAGCAGCUCUGGCCAUCUGAGGGAGCUCUUAAUCACCCCGGACAUCAGCAGUGCCACUGCAUUCCCACUGCAGUACUUGAUGGACUCCAGCAAAGAUGAUGGCAUCUGUUUUGUCACCAUACUGGUGAUAAGGUUGCUAUCGGAGAUCAGACCCUCAGCCCUCGAUGGACCCUCCCAACAGGUAGCAGAUCUGACAGAAACAUCCCAGCAACUCAUCAGACAAGUCCUGUCUGAGUUCUGUGCUGCAUCUAGAUUCUCCAGGACACAGGCAUAUUCCCAGAACCUGAACAUCCAAAGGGUGUUCAGAGGUGUACAUAAAAACCUCAUGGAGGAGUUUGGCUCUCAUAACACCCUGCAAGCAGCUAUUUCCUCCCAGGACCCUGCAUUUGACAGAGUCCUGGUAAAGUCCUUGACCCAGCAGCUGGUACAGGGAUGCAAGGAGGCGUCAAGACCAGCUUCUGCUGCAACAAACCCAUCAGACCAGGCUGAGACAGAGAGGGGGGCUGAGCAGAAAGCAAGAAGGAGCUUCCUUUGCUUUUCAAUGACCAAACUCAGGAUCAACUUCAAGCGUUCCAAGAGAGGAAACAAAAAGGACUGCCAUUCAGUCCAGGAACAGACUGAGAUUCCCUCUACUGAUGGACAUUGCAUAGCUCCAGUUGGAGAGGUUUCUCCCUCCAUAUCUCAGCCUGUCAAAAAACGAUCCUUGAUUGUCAGGGUCUUUUCAGCAAUGAUGAAGCCAUUCAGGCGCUUCACCAAGAAGAACCUGUAACCUGUUACGCUGCAUGAAGAACUACUUUUGUAACAGCAAGACUUUUGACAAGAGGAAUUUCUGCAUGUCUACCCUUUCAAAGUAUAUUUGAUCAAAUAAAUGGCAAUGAUUUUACAAGAAUUUCAAGUGUUUUGGAAGAUUAGUAAAACUGAAGCAGCUUUUCUCAGAGAAAUGCACUAGUUCCCCCUUGGUUAUACAUUUAUUGUGUAGUUUUUGAGUUGGCAGGACUUGGGGCA